Messenger RNA from Dreissena polymorpha, 686 nucleotides. Its product is annotated as adenine phosphoribosyltransferase-like. Lineage: Eukaryota; Metazoa; Mollusca; Bivalvia; Myida; Dreissenidae. Gene Ontology annotation, molecular function: adenine binding; AMP binding; adenine phosphoribosyltransferase activity. Gene Ontology annotation, biological process: adenine salvage; AMP salvage. The transcript is spliced from 4 exons. The record is from RefSeq and is a predicted model, not a curated record. Gene Ontology annotation, cellular component: cytoplasm. Bases 83 to 619 code for a protein of 178 amino acids.
CUGAAAAAGUUAGUCCUUGCGAUUUACUCGUGAACAUGUGAGGUAUUUGUGUCAUUAUUGUGUUAAUAUUAUUUUAAACACGAUGUCAAGAGACGAUCCACGUAUUCAGGCGGUAAAAAACUUGGUUGAAUUAGUUGAAGACUUCCCAAAACCGGGAAUACUAUUCAAAAACCUGUUCCCUGUGCUACGAAACCCAGCCGUCUUCAAUGGUCUAAUACAAGUUCUGUCGGAGGACAUUAAGGCCCGCUGCUCGGGGGUAGAGGUGAUAGUGGGUCUGGAUUCACGGGGGUUUCUGUUCGGCCCCGGUGUAGCCUUGCAACUGGGCGUCGCCUUUGUACCCGUUCGUAAGAAGGGCAAGUUGCCCGGAGAGACUAUCAGCGUUGAAUACUCCCUGGAGUACGGGAAGGAUUCGUGUGAGAUACAAAAGAAUUCCAUUCGACCUGGGCAGAAAGUGGUCAUUAUAGACGAUCUUCUGGCGACUGGCGGUACCAUGAAAGCUGCAUGUGAUUUAAUGGAGGCUGCCAAAGCGGAAGUGCUUGCAUGUGUUGUCGUCAUCGAGCUGAAUGAACUGAACGGAAAAGACAAGCUGAAAUACCCUGUUAUAUCCUACCUCAGUUAAUAUGUGUCUGGUUCUUAAAGCGGAAAUAUCUAUGAAUUAGUUUUUCAGAAUUGUUUUUAUAGUUUUC